AUGCGGGCAACAGGCCAGCUCCGAGGCGGAAGAGGUGUUAUGACCUCUUUCAGAAGCGCCCACAGCUUCUCCAGCGCCUACAGCUUCUCCAGCGCCCACACCUUCUCCAGCACCUACAGCUUCUCCAGCGCCCACACCUUCUCCAGCACCUACAGCUUCUCCAGCGUCUCUACCAGUGGACCUGCUGGGCCAGCUUCUCCAGUGCCCACAGCUUCUCCAGUGCCCACAGCUUCUCCAGCGCCUACAGCUUCUCCAGCGCCCACAGCUUCUCCAGCGCCAACAGCUUCUCCAGCGCCCACAGCUUCUCCAGCGCCCACAGCUUCUCCAGCGCCCACAGCUUCUCCAGUGCCCACAGCUUCUCCAGUGCCCACAGCUUCUCCAGCGCCUAAAGCUUCUCCAGCGCCCACAGCUUCUCCAGCGCCUACAGCUUCUCCAGCGCCCACACCUUCUCCAGCACCUACAGCUUCUCCAGCGCCCACAGCUUCUCCAGCGCCAACAGCUUCUCCAGCGCCCACAGCUUCUCCAGCGCCCACAGCUUCUCCAGCGCCCACAGCUUCUCCAGUGCCCACAGCUUCUCCAGUGCCCACAGCUUCUCCAGCGCCUAAAGCUUCUCCAGCGCCCACAGCUUCUCCAGCGCCUACAGCUUCUCCAGCGCCCACACCUUCUCCAGCACCUACAGCUUCUCCAGCGCCUAAAGCUUCUCCAGCGCACACAGCUUCUCCAGCACCUACAGCUUCUCCAGUGCCCACACCUUCUCCAGCACCUACAGCUUCUCCAGCGCCCACACCUUCUCCAGCGCCCACAUCUUCUCCAGCGCCCACAGCUUUUCCAGCGGCCACAGCUUCUCCAGCGCCCACAGCUUCUCCAGCGCCCACAGCUUCUCCAGGGCCCACAGCUUCUCCAGCGCCCACAGCUUCUCCAGUGCCCAAAUCUUCUCCAUUUCCCAAAUCUUCUCCAUUUCCUAAAGCUUCUCCAGCGCCCAAAGCUUCUCCAGCGCCCAAAUCUUCUCCAUUUCCCAAAGCUUCUCCAGCGCCCAAAACUUCUCCAGUGCCUACAGCUUCUCCAGCACCUGCGUCUGUGGCUGCUGUUCAGACUCCUCCAUUGAAGACUGCAUUGAACUUGCUGUCAGUGUGUGACCCUGUCUGGCUGCUCUCCUGCUCUUCAAGGCCUAAUGAGACACUGUUCGUCCUGGGACCACACAGCGCCUCUGCUGUGGGUCACUGUCAAGGCAACGACCUUCCACCCCUGUCUCAGCCCAAGACUGAAUCAAUUCUCCCCGACCAGACACCCCUCCACCCCUACCCUCACCCUGACCAGCACCCUGACACCAUAGCCAACAAUAGGACAGACUGUGUGUGCGACAAAGACGUCGUGAACCGUUGA
This is a messenger RNA of Oncorhynchus kisutch (coho salmon), 1383 nucleotides long. RefSeq names its product vegetative cell wall protein gp1-like. The transcript has 4 exons. NCBI's taxonomy places the organism in Eukaryota, Metazoa, Chordata, Actinopteri, Salmoniformes, Salmonidae. The coding region runs from base 1 to 1383 and encodes 460 amino acids. The record is from RefSeq and is a predicted model, not a curated record.